UAAUAAAACGAUACACUGUUUGGAACCUCUUCGUCUCUUUCGCUCCGCCUUUGACACAGCUCAGCGAUGGCGUUAGCAGCCUCCUACAUCUUCCACUGCCCUAAGCUUCGGCUUUCUCAGCAGAAGUUUCAUUCCAAAUGCCCCGUUUUGCAGUUACAUUCGUCGUCAAUCAGAUUUAGAGAAAUAACACGAGAGAGAAGGAUGGUUAUUUGCUCAGCAGCUUCUGCAGCAGGAAGUUCAAGUCCAGACAGUGACUUCAAUCCGUAUGAGGUUCUGGGCGUAAACCCAAUUGAGGGAUUUGAUAUGGUCAAAGCAGCAUAUACUAAAAAACGCAAGGAAGCUGAGAGGAACGGUGAUGAAGCAGCUGCAGCCAGACUGGAGAAAGCUUAUGACAAAGUGAUGAUGGCACAAUUCACCAACCGGAAGAAGGGUCUUACUUUUGGCUCAGUGAAGGUUUCUAAGGACAUCAAGUAUGCUGACAACCAGCCAAUUGUUCCAUGGGGGCCAAGGUUUUCAAAAUCUAGCCCCAGAGAUAUGCAAAUUAAUAUGGCAAUAUCUGCUGUAUUUACUGCUUGGGCCCUUCUCAGUGGCGGUGCUGAAUAUAAACCUCUGCAGUUCUUGGCAUUUGCUUUUGUUUAUCGGAUUUUUGAAAAGCUGAAAGCUUCUGAACCAGCUGUAUCACCCUCAUUUACGGAAGAUGGUGAAGAUUCAGGACGAGGUAUACGGAUGGGAAAGCGGAUACUACGAUCUCUUGCUCUAGUGUUUGGAUGUAUUGCUGUUUCCUCUUUGGCAUAUACUGGUAUCUUGAAUUUCAUCGAGUUCGUGGGCAGCUAUAUCCCAGUUGUUCUCUACAAUAGUCAGGAACUAUUGAUCACCAGUUCAUCAGCUAUCAUGCUUUACUUCAUGGCAUCUUACUACAGAUGAUGUUAUUCAGCAUGAACCAUUCAAUCUUGCAGCCAGCUUGCAGUGAAAUCGGUUUUGAUAUAUUGUUGAUUUGGUAAUCUUGUUUUGUAAAAUUAGGCACAGUACUGAGGUCGUUAUCAUCAAAAUGUAACGCUAUGUGCGAUGCGAUAAUAUAUACGUUAGCUAUCGUAUAUAAAGAGGUCGCUUAACUUUUUUGUACUGAUAUAAACAUUCUCAUGGGGAUGGAGUAUAUGGUUUUUGUGGGUC
This is a messenger RNA of Cucurbita pepo subsp. pepo (vegetable marrow), 1170 nucleotides long. RefSeq names its product Chloroplast J-like domain 1 (gene CJD1). NCBI's taxonomy places the organism in Eukaryota, Viridiplantae, Streptophyta, Magnoliopsida, Cucurbitales, Cucurbitaceae. The record is from RefSeq and is a predicted model, not a curated record. Gene Ontology annotation, cellular component: chloroplast membrane.